ACGGUGAGGAGCGGAGCGAAACGUAGAAAAUGAAAGAAAAAGAAAAUCAAAUGUCGCGAAAAGAACACCCGCGAUCUUCUUCAGAUCUCGCCAAUCGCCGAUCAAAGGAUUCUCCGGCGAAAAAAACAUCAAAGAAGACUGCUCAGAAGAGUUUAACGGAAGCGUUUGCUUCACCGGUUGAAGAUGUCUUGCCUGAAAUUUCUGAAGAAUCCUUUGAUUUCUCUUCAAUUUCUGCGAUUUCAGAUUCUAAUUACAACGGUGAAACCACUAAGAGCUUUGUUAUGGCUUCGUAUCCAUCGCUUUCAACUUCAACAGAAACCUUCACACCAUCUGAACUCACUCCUUGUUCAAAGAUAAGCACUGUCAACAGAGAUGAACAAAUUGACUUUUCAAAGAUUGCAUCGGCGGAAGUAGAGAUAGUAGUGAAUCUUAUAAAGAAAGCUCGACUACAAGCAUUGAAUUCUGUUGAUAUGGAGAACAAAUCGAAGAAGGUUCUGGAUGAAUUGAUCAAGUUUAUUAUCAAUGAGUUUUACUCUCUCCCUCAAGAGAGGGAUAAGAUACCUCAUCUUGUUUCUAGAAAUGCUUAUGUCGGAUUUCUCUGCUUCCUGCUCUGGAUUGUUGUGGUCUUGCUGUUUUCCUUCUAUUUGUUCUACUACUCUAGACUCGCUUGCUCUUUCACUGGACUUCCGCCGACUUGAAGGUUGGACCUCAACUGGUCUUCUCUCCUCAGCUGAUAUCUGCUGGACUCUCCUCAACUCGUACACAUUCUUUACUCUUCAAAUUGUGUUUACUUGCGACAGCUUUUGAAAUUUGCGUCACUCCCAAUGUUAGCAAUAAUUAGGGUUCACUGCCGAUUCAUGGUUGAAUCCAAAGCCUGUUUUAAAUAAUCUUGAAUCACUCCUCACCAUUCAAUGCCGCCAAGUACCUCACUUUCUGGUGCCCGUUUAAUUGCUUUCCCCCGUUUCGGUGCUCAUUGCUUUAUUGUGUCUGACACAAGGGAGGCAAUCUCUCUGGCGCAUAAUAAUGUCAACUAGUUUAUUAGGAUUAAAUUGAUUUUAGAAUUCAUAGCCAUACACAUGGUACAAUGAUUUUUGGUGAGAAUUAGGAUUAGGUUCAUGAUUAUAUUAGAAUAUGGGGCAUCUUUCUUUUGAUUAUCCCAAGAUCAGGUAGAAACCCUUGGCUGUUUUCAUCAACCUCUGUUUGUGGGCUGAUUUCUUUGCUGAUAAAAAUGGUUUUCCAUUAACAAUCUGCAUCAAAUCGAUUGCACCAUUAAAGUAGAGAUUACAUUGUUGAUUAACAUAACAUUAUUAGUCUUUCAAAGGAUGAACUUGGUGGGCCAUUCUCUUGAGACCAUCAUGCAUAGUAAUUAUAUGGCUUUGACGUCUUUACAUUA
Messenger RNA from Theobroma cacao (cacao), 1393 nucleotides. RefSeq lists its product as uncharacterized. NCBI's taxonomy places the organism in Eukaryota, Viridiplantae, Streptophyta, Magnoliopsida, Malvales, Malvaceae. The record is from RefSeq and is a predicted model, not a curated record.